Molecule: messenger RNA, 1776 nt
Organism: Meleagris gallopavo (turkey)
Lineage: Eukaryota; Metazoa; Chordata; Aves; Galliformes; Phasianidae
Source: RefSeq, a predicted model, not a curated record
UCGGGAGUGGGCGGGAACUACAACUCCCGUCAGCCUUUGCCGCUCCCCACCCGCUUCCUGCCCGAGUGGUCGGACCGAUCCCAAUGCGGGCGGCGCUGACUGGCUGAGAGCGCACUCUCAGUUCCUCCCACCCAAUCGGCAUGAGUUACACUGCGUGGUGCGCGAAGCCGGCAGCGAGCGCAAUGUUCCUGGUCGGGCUCUCGGGUGGAAUCGCGUCGGGGAAGAGCACGGUGGUGGCCGUGCUCCGGGAACUGGGCUGUGCCGUGAUUGAUGCUGAUGUUAUUGCCAGAGAGGUGGUGCAGCCCCGCCUGAAGGCCUAUCAGCAGAUCGUGCGCUGCUUCGGCCCCGAGAUCCUCCAGGAGAGCGGAGAGAUCGAUCGCGAGGCGCUGGGAAACAUCAUCUUCUCCCACCCGGAGAAGCGGCGGCUGCUGAACGCCAUCACCCACCCCGAGAUCCAGAAGGAGAUGCUGAAGCAAGUCUUGAAGUACUUUGUGCUCGGUAAGGGCGACAGGGGCUGCUGGCUGUCCCCGUGUCAACGUGGAGAAAGGGACAGGGAAGGGGACAGAAGCAGAGCUGAGUGACGGCCUUUGUGCUCCGCCACUGGUGGCCUUUAGCAUCGGCGUUUGGAGUAUUCAUCACUGCCCUUCCUGCCUUUCACUGCUGCCCUUCGCAUUCUUCUUCUAUGGUUUAAAGUACAUCUGCAGGGCCUGAGAAAGGCAUUGUGAGGCCUCUUUGGAGAUUGCUCUUUGGAUAAUGUCAUACCUUCUGAAAUGGCCAAAUAUUAUUCCCCGCUCCCAGCCUCUCUGGGCUUCGAUGAAAGCUGCAGAGCACUUUUGGUCUCGAUAAGGUGAGAAAUGGGCUGACAGCUGUGCUUUCCAAAGUCCCGCUUUUCCCCCUGAUAAAUAUAACAAAUGCAGCUGUCAGACUUGGUCUAAUCAAAUGCCAGAUAAGAUCACCAGCUGUUUUGGAGGUCUCCGUGUAGACAGAAGGAUGUCUUAAUAGAGUCAGUCUGGUUUUGUGGAGCUUAUCAAAGCUGAGCUGCUUGACAGCUGAAUAGGGCUGUGCAGGGACCCCAAGAUUUGGGGUGGAAGGAGCGGAAGGCGAGGGAAACAACAGGCAGGAGAGCUGGGAGCCAAAACACUCUGAGUUCUGAACCCGGGCUGCAAAGUCGGAAGGAAGACCCUGUCCUGCCCCUUGGCGAGAGUGCAGUGUGUGUUCAGCAGGCUGCUUUGUCCUCAUUAGUCAGGUUUUAAUGAUUUGGGAUAGCUGGAUGCUGUCUCCGAGGAUUGCUUUGUAAGGAAAGCUCUAUUGAUCAAGCCAUAGGGCAGCAAGAAGCAUCUCUAGACAGAGAUGCUGGUAAAAUGGUGGUUUGCUGGGGGAUUGUGCCUUUGUCCAGGCUUUUGUUGCCAUGGCCUGGUUGGAUGGGGAGCACUGGCUUUGUUUAUAAACCAGCAGAGCUGUCUGCAAGGAUCUCCUUGCUCUCUUUGGGAAAAGUGAAACUGCUUAGCUAAAGCUUUCUGAAAGGGAAGAAAACUAAGCUGGAAAAUGAGCCGGGAAACAUCGGCUUAACUGCCUGCAGCCUGGCAGAGCCUCGGACAGCUGAAAGAGAGAAGAGCAAAUUCUGCUGUGGGCACUGCUCCCCUGGAGAGGCUGGCGACGACGUGUGACUGCUGCUCCUGCCAGCACUGCACUGCCGCUUCCAUUUGAGCUUCUCGUUUCAUCUCCUCAUUAUAUUUCUGCAGCUUCACCUUUGGUCUGAGAUCAUCCAGGUUAGGG